AUGUGAAGAAGAUAAACACCUGGAAAUUGUGGUGAAGAAAGAAAAAUGAUGGCAAAUGAAUUAUAUGAGAAUACGUUUCCAUCUAAGUCAAAGUUUAGAAGUAUUGAAUUUUCUAGAGAUAUCAAUGAAGAGAAACAUAAAACAUCAUCUGACUGUAGUCAAUCAUUCUGUCAGACUGGUGAAUUGAGAAAACACAAACAAAGUCACACAGGAGAGAAGCCAUACGACUGUGAAAUCUGUGAUAAAUCAUUCUCUCAAACUGGUCACUUAACAAGACAUAAACGUAUUCAUACAGGUGAGAAGCUAUAUCACUGUGACAUCUGUGGUAAAUCAUUCUCUAGAAGUGAUCACGUAACAGCACAUAAACGUAUUCAUACAGGUGAAAAGCCACAUGACUGUAACGUCUGCGGUAAAACUUUCUCUAGAAAUAUUGAAUUAAGUAAACACCUGCGACGUCACACAGGAGAGAAGCCAUAUCACUGUGACAUCUGUGGAAAAUCA
This is a messenger RNA of Octopus bimaculoides (California two-spot octopus), 501 nucleotides long. RefSeq lists its product as uncharacterized. Gene Ontology annotation, molecular function: DNA-binding transcription factor activity, RNA polymerase II-specific; RNA polymerase II cis-regulatory region sequence-specific DNA binding. NCBI's taxonomy places the organism in Eukaryota, Metazoa, Mollusca, Cephalopoda, Octopoda, Octopodidae. Gene Ontology annotation, biological process: regulation of transcription by RNA polymerase II. The record is from RefSeq and is a predicted model, not a curated record.